Molecule: messenger RNA, 861 nt
Organism: Cyclocybe aegerita
Lineage: Eukaryota; Fungi; Basidiomycota; Agaricomycetes; Agaricales; Hemipholiotaceae
Source: the annotation of a GenBank genome assembly
AUGGCGACAACCAAGUAUACCAUCGAAGCGGACGCCUACUAUAAGCUCUACUUCCACGCAGCGAAGCAUCCGCACAAACCCGUCAAUGGUGUUCUCGUUGGAACACAGGACGGACCAGGCAAGCCAGUGACAAUUGUCGACUCAAUUCCGUUGCUGCACCAUUGGACAAGUCUGAGUCCGAUGAUGGAGAUUGGAUUAGAUCUGGCUUUUCAACACGCUGGUAGUGAAGGCUUGAAGAUUGUUGGAUACUACCAAGCAUGCGAGCGGUUAGACGAGACGAUUCUAGCGCCUGUUGGAGAGAAGGUGGCAGGGAAGAUCAAGGCAAAAUUCGAGGACGCUGUUGCUUUCGUGAUCGAUGGGCGGCGACUAGGGAACAGCGAAGCCGCUUUAGUGCCCUACAUCUCGUCGUCCUCAAGUUGGCGUCCUGCUCCUAGUGAUCCUCCGCCCUUUACACCAGGAUCGCGAUUCCAGCUGGGGUCUUCCGACCUUCCAGCACAAGCAGCCAGACUUGUGCAGGAACAGAACUCUCAGUUCGCGUUCGGAGACUUUGACGACCACCUAGAGGACGUAACAAUCGGACCACCACCACCUCGAGUCGUCUCUCGUCCAUCAUCAACGCUCACCCUAGGCGAUUUCCACCAAGUCUCCCCUCACUCUCGUCCUAUAUAUGUCGGGCCCGUCAUGUCCCCUCAUCGUCGCCGUUGUAUCACAUCGCGGCUGACGCUCGAGCGUUGUCGCUGGCCGACGGUCAUUCAUGACGCUGCCGACAUCGUUUACACCAUCCCGCCCUGGAACGUUCAACGCCAUCUUCCAUCACGGUUUCGUUCUUACAUCGUGCCCGCCUUACUCCCAAAACCCUAA